CUCCACUGACACUUGGUUUCUGCUUCCAGGUGACUGAGCCUCUUGAUCUGACUUGGUGAAGGCCAGAUGGCCUCGGGAAUUCUCUGGAGAGUGGAAGAGGAAGAUGAGGAGAGUUUGGAACAAGAUCUUUCCAAUAUGAAGCUUCCCUUCAGCCACUUUAAGAAGUCGUUCCCGAUCCACAGGCCUGUGGAUCGGAGGUUUUCUGUCCAGGGCUUCGGUAUCUCCCCAAGAUGUACCAAGCCCACCCUGGUUGAGGAAGGCGACUCGGAAGAGAUUAAGCCUUUCGAAUUUGAAGAAUCGAGUUCUGAGGACACGAGUCCCUCCCCUGUGCCCACCAACUUGCUGCCCCCAUUCAAGUUCUCCCUGAGCCAGCCCAGCAGCAACAUCUUUUCAGAUUUGCUAGAAAGACAGCUGACGAAACUCAGCUUGGCCUCCUUGUCCAAGGGCCACGAGCUGGGGGAGCAGUCCGUCUGCUCCAGCACUUCCAAGCCCCUGGCGCAGAACUUCAUACCUCUGGAUCUGGACAAUCCCGAGCUGGAUGCAGACACUACCUCGACACCCUCAGAGUCUUCUGUGGUGGUGGAUGUGCCCGAAGCCCCCGUCAUCUGUGAGCAUACUGUCAGUGACUCUACAGCUGUGAUCUCCUGGAACAGAAGCCGGGGCAAGCAGCGAGUGAGUUUCUACCAGGUUCUCCUUCAGGAAAUGGAGCUGAGGAGGGAAAGGAUAAAGAACGAGAUGCCCAAGGAAAAACACCACCCCUGGAUCUUCAACCAGAUCAUAGGCACCACGGUCAAGCUUAUGGAACUGCAGCCAAACACCAAGUAUUACAUCAGCGUUCGAGCCGCUAACCCAGCAGGUCCAGGGAAAUGGUGCAAGCCCUAUAAAUUUUCCACUGUGGCCGCUGAUGUAAAUGGCUUCCCCAGGGAGAACCCCAUCAAAAUCACGGUGCUUCGUCGAGAACCUCAGAGGAAAACGGUCUAUGUCGGGAUCAAAGAGUUGAGGAAACUGGAGGACCUGGAGUUUAUUUUUCCACACUAAGAGGGGGCCCCCCAGCCAUUCACAUCUUUAUUCGGGCCCUGCUCGGGGCCCCUCAGGAGCCACAACCAGCACCAACAUGGAGCAUGGCCCUGAUGAGCCCCUCCUCUGGGCGCCCACGGCCCUGGACUGCUCUGGCUUCCUGCCCCUCGGGUCCCUGGCAGGGACUUGGCCCAGCUGGGCACCCUGCUUAUCUCAAGCCUCAAGCUGGCCGGCAGCCAGGCUGAGUCACUGGCCAUAGCUUCUGGCAAGCCCCUUCCUUCCCCUCAGACCUGGCCUUAUGGGGGAGGGGGUCCCCAUUAAAGAGCUAUAAACUCAGUUGGGCCCCCAGGGUACUGGAUUUGACAUGAAGGGGACAUCCCAGAAUCAGAGAGAGAAAUUGUAAAGAUUAAAGAAUGUAUAUUGAGUCACGAGUCUGGCUCUCUGCUA
This is a messenger RNA of Antechinus flavipes (yellow-footed antechinus), 1464 nucleotides long. RefSeq names its product fibronectin type III domain containing 8 (gene FNDC8). Bases 67 to 1038 code for a protein of 323 amino acids. Lineage: Eukaryota; Metazoa; Chordata; Mammalia; Dasyuromorphia; Dasyuridae. The transcript has 4 exons. The record is from RefSeq and is a predicted model, not a curated record. Gene Ontology annotation, molecular function: protein binding. Gene Ontology annotation, cellular component: nucleus.